CAGCAACAUCACCUUAUUUCACGGCCGUUUCUACGAUAUUUCUCAAACUCGAAAAGAGUUGUCCGGAUAACUGUUCCUGAAGCAGCCACAAAUGUCGUCUCGACUGUUGCAUCAAUACUGGUCGACUUCGGCUUUACCGAACAACGAAAACCAGGACGAGUUAUCGUGUUCGGUACGGGUAAGUAUCGCCUACAUUCAUUUAUAACCCUUCUCAUGUAUACUCGCAGUAUAUCAACGAAAUCGUCUAUCAUCGAUAUUACCGAGUCCGAUAUUUGGGAUAUCACAGAAUCCCCUAAUUAUGAAAGGAAUUCUUCAACUCGGUCAACAAGAGUACUCACAGUCAGUAGUAUGUUUCAACAUAUUUUAGCUUUCAAGGACAUUGGCAGGAAAACUUUUCUCCAAUAUAUUUCGUCUUUCUAUAGAGCUGACGUGGGUAACCUUAAGAAAACGGCUAUCCCGUUACCUUCUCACUCUCCCGCAACUCUACUGAAAUCCACCUGGGAUCGGAAACUCUCGCGCUACUGGGGUUUAUACUUCAAAACUCGAGACUCUAAUGAACAACUGCCAAGGCGAAAGAGUAAUCACCUAGAAGAAAGGUUCUCAUUUUCCUUGAUGAAUCUUGGGAUUAUCUCUCUGCUUUCGUACGAGACACUAGUUUAG
Messenger RNA from Haemonchus placei, 660 nucleotides. The record is from the annotation of a GenBank genome assembly. Lineage: Eukaryota; Metazoa; Nematoda; Chromadorea; Rhabditida; Trichostrongylidae.